Schistosoma turkestanicum is the source of this 1185-nucleotide messenger RNA. Lineage: Eukaryota; Metazoa; Platyhelminthes; Trematoda; Strigeidida; Schistosomatidae. The record is from the annotation of a GenBank genome assembly.
AUGGAAUCUGUAUCGAAUAUGAAUUAUUUUCAUGAUAUAACAAAUAGAAAUCAUAAAGUUUAUUUAUCACCUAACAAUACUACUACUAAUACUACUAAUAAUAAUCUCAAUACUAUUCCCACAGUUUCAUUAACAUCGAAUUCCACAAAAGAUCAACAUGAUUACAAAUCAACUUAUUACAACACUAAUAAUACACAAUCGAAUUCAUUACAAUGUCAAAAACAUACUGAACAAAUUUAUUAUCGAUGUAAAUUACUCACCCUAUGUAAUUGUUUGAUAACAAUUUUAUUGAUUAGUUUAGGCAUUGGUUUAUAUUAUCGUUAUCAUCAAUGUCAUAUUCGAUUAGGUGUGAUUGAACAACAAUUGAUGGAAAAUGUUGUGGAUAAUGAUGCAAGUGAUCAUGAUCAAGCGACAUUAUCAUUGAUAUCAAGUACUUCGAAUGAUGAAAUGAGUAGUAGCAGUAGUAGUAGCAGUAGUAGUAGUAGUAAUAAUAACAAUAAUCCUAAUCAGUAUUCAACAACAAAACCUUCAUUAAUAAAAGGAAUAAAAAAUAAUAAUAAAUUAUGGCCUUCAUUGAAUGUUGAUAUGUUUCGAAAAGUUUGUCGUGGUCUAUCAAUCGAUUGUAAUGAAAUGAAAUUUUACGAGGGUAAACCUGGACCUCCAGGACCACCUGGACCACCGGGUCAACCAGGUGCACCGGGUGCAAGAGGACCUCAAGGUGAAACAGGACCUCAAGGACCACCUGGUCUACGUGGAUUAAUUGGUCUUCAAGGUCCAAAAGGUCCACCGGGUCCUGCUGGACCACCUGGUAAAGAUUCUUCAUCACAUACAUGUAAUGUACUGUGUCAAAAAGAAAGUUUUCACUAUGGUCGAGAAGAACCAACUUGUGAAGUGAAAUGUACAGAUUACAUUGAACGUAAAAAAGAAUUAACCUGACAAAUUCUUCUUUCUUAGGCACCAUAAUCUAAUUCUAUGCAUUAUUCAAUGUAUUAACCGGUCAAACAUGGUAAUCGUACUUAUAUAAUAAAACGGACAACGUACACACGCUUCAACAGUUCAACAUUCAUAAAUUUCGCUUUUCAUGUUGAUAAUGUCAACAUUUAAAAAAAAUAUUUUUCUUUUCUGUGAACAAUCAUAAUUCGAAAUUGUGCAUUUUUAUUGUUUUUUUUUAAAAAAUUUUCCCAG